AUGGCUACGAAUGUCACCGACAUCGUCAAGCAGGGCUACGUGAAAAUGAAGAGCAGGAAGCUGGGGAUCUACCGGCGCUGCUGGCUGGUCUUCAGGAAAUCCUCCAGCAAGGGGCCCCAGCGCCUGGAGAAGUACCCGGAUGAGAAGUCCGUGUGCCUGCGCGGCUGCCCCAAGGUGACGGAGAUCAGCAACGUCAAGUGCAUCACGCGGCUGCCCAAGGAGACCAAGAGGCAGGCGGUGGCCAUCAUCUUCCCCGACGACUCGGCCCGCACGUUCACCUGCGACUCGGAGCUGGAGGCCGAGGAGUGGUACAAGACGCUGUCCGUGGAGUGCCUGGGCGCCCGCCUCAACGACAUCAGCCUGGGGGAGCCCGACCUGCUGGCRCCCGGCGUGCAGUGCGAGCAGACGGACCGGUUCAACGUGUUCCUCCUCCCGUGCCCCAACCUGGAUGUGUACGGCGAGUGCAAGCUGCAGAUCACCCACGAGAACAUCUACCUCUGGGACGUGCACAACCCCCGCCUCAAGCUGCUCUCCUGGCCCCUGUGCUCCCUGCGGCGCUACGGGCGCGAUGCCACCCGCUUCACCUUCGAGGCCGGCCGGAUGUGCGACGCGGGCGAAGGCCUCUACACCUUCCAGACCCAGGAGGGCGAGCAGAUCUACCAGCGCGUGCACAGCGCCACGUUGGCCAUCGCCGAGCAGCACAAGAGGGUCCUGCUGGAGAUGGAGAAAAACGUCAGGCUGCUGAACAAGGGCACCGAGCACUUCUCCUACCCCUGCACGCCCACCACCAUGCUGCCCCGCAGCGCCUACUGGCACCACAUCACGGGCUCGCAGAACAUGGCCGAGUCCUCCAGCUACGCCGGCGAGGCGUACGCGGGCGCCCAGGCCCGCUCGGACACCGACCUCCUCAACAGGUUCAUCCUCCUGAAGCCAAAGCCCUCGCCRAGCGCCAAGAGCGAAAGCAGGGAGCCCGAGCCGUCUCCGUGAGCCGCAGCGCGGCGGGAACCCCCCGGGCC
Molecule: messenger RNA, 1016 nt
Organism: Nothoprocta perdicaria
Lineage: Eukaryota; Metazoa; Chordata; Aves; Tinamiformes; Tinamidae
Gene: DOK4
Product: docking protein 4
Exons: 8
Coding region: 1-987 (328 amino acids)
Biological process (GO): positive regulation of MAPK cascade; cell surface receptor protein tyrosine kinase signaling pathway
Cellular component (GO): cytoplasm
Source: RefSeq, a predicted model, not a curated record